Messenger RNA from Debaryomyces hansenii CBS767, 1968 nucleotides. RefSeq names its product Tcc1p (gene TCC1). The transcript has a single exon. Lineage: Eukaryota; Fungi; Ascomycota; Pichiomycetes; Serinales; Debaryomycetaceae. The record is from RefSeq and is a predicted model, not a curated record. The coding region runs from base 1 to 1968 and encodes 655 amino acids. Gene Ontology annotation, molecular function: protein binding; RNA polymerase II cis-regulatory region sequence-specific DNA binding; chromatin DNA binding. Gene Ontology annotation, biological process: regulation of gene expression.
AUGAGCAAUAUGAAGCGAACAUGUGGAUUUGGCGAUGUGGAAGACGGUAGAUAUCGAGAUAGCGCCAUAGAGACUUGGGUUGCGGUGGGCGAUUGUUCGCUCGCGCUAGGGAUGAUGAAGGCGGCUAAACAUAGUUUUGAAUACGCCAUGAAGCACGACCCACUGAACAGCCGGGCGCUAGUGGGUUUGGCAUACUCGUUGCGAAUGAAGGACGGGAAGGUGAAAGAUGGCCAACAAACCAAAAAUGGAUCAGGGAGCCAGGAGGCGGCAGAUAGAUUGACCAUGGCACUAGAGAAAUAUCCGCAUGUUACCCAUACGGGGGAAGUGAUGCAGGAGUUGGGAGAGUGCUAUUUUUCUAUGGGCAUGGUGGAACAGGCACAUCUGGCAGUACAACGAGGCCUCCAGGCGGACGAAUCCCACACUGGGUUGUGGUUGCUUAAUGGAAAAGUUUUGCACCGGGCUGGUCGGAACGCCCAGGCAGUAGAUGGGUUGAGACGGUGCUUGAGUCUUUUGCCCCGGUCUUUGGAGACAUGCACUCGAGAUGAAAUCAAUGUAGCCCGAUUGGCGCACGCAGAGUUGGCAGCGAUUGCAACCACAGAGGGUAACAGCGAGGGGGCGGUGGCCGAGUUGGUAGCUGCAUUGUCGUUACCACCACCGCUGUUGGAUAAGGUGGACGAGCAUAUAGCAUUGUGGUGUGGAUUGGCUACCGCCAGGGAGCGGGCCAACGACUUGGUUGGUGCAUUGCAGACGUGCGACGAAGCAGAAAGGGUGGUGGGAAACUCACCUAGAAUAUUGUUGACCCAUGCCUACUUGUUACUCAGCACUGACGACCGCUAUGCGCACACUGCUAUCGACUUGUUGGAAAUGCUUGUCAAAUCGGAGGGUGAACACGCCCAGGCCAACGACGACGGCGAUUUUUUACCAUGGUAUCUAACGGGUAAAGCAUAUUCUAAAUUGGACUCGCCUCGGGCGGCGUACGAUUCGUACCAAGUAGCAUUUAGACGGGCCCCCAAGUCCCCUAUACCAUGGUUGGCGAUCGGCAAAUUGUAUUUGCAGUUGAAUCAAUUGCCAGACACGCUAGCGGCUUAUUCACAGGCAUUAAGGUUGCAGGUCGACGAAAAAUCGCCUGCCACCGCCACGGCAUGGGAUGGUCUCAGUUGUGUUUACGAGAGAUCCAAUGGCCAGUUAAUGGAUGCAGCAGAUGCUUGCAACCGUGCUGCAACUUGUUUCAAGCUUAUGGGUGACGCUGAUAGUGCCCAGUUCUUUGAAAACAGAACCAGGCAGUUACAAAUGGCAGCAAGCAGAGAGGGCCCGGUGCCUCCAUUACGAGAUGCUCCCGACGUACCAAAUUCACUCUUACGAGAACUUGUUGUGUUGUUACCUUCUGAAAGAAUUGCAUUUGUUCAGGGCACUGAAACGUCAUAUACUCAUCAACCACCCCAGCAAAAUGUCAAUUCUCCUCCUGCUCAACGGCAAAGACUGCAAACCCCUACAAAUGGUUCUGUACAAACACCGCAACCGCGUCCACUGCAACCAGUAGUACCACAACAUUAUCAAGUACAACAACCCUAUAAGCAGUUGCAUGACAAUUCCCCAAGACAAAAUUUAGCACCACCCCAUCAAAUGUGGUCUCCAAAUCAACAGCAGCAUCAGCAGAGACAGUAUACUCCUAAUAUUCCACCACCUGCUAUGGCUAAUCCAAAUCAAUAUCCGCAUUACUUUUAUCAGCAACCCCCUUCAAAUGGACUUCCUCCCGGUGCAAUGCCAGCUCAUAACCAACAGGUCUUGCAAAGGUCACCGUUGAACAAUCCUCAGAUGAUCCGCAAUGAUCUUCAACAACCAAUGGGCCCUAAUAUGGUGCCAGGCCCACCGCCACCGCCACCACCUCCGGGUUAUGCAUAUGGCCAAUAUAUGCCAAUGCAAGGAGCUAUGAAUUUCCCAUCCCCAGCAAAUAACUGGAGUAAAUGA